Ilex paraguariensis (yerba mate) is the source of this 859-nucleotide messenger RNA. NCBI's taxonomy places the organism in Eukaryota, Viridiplantae, Streptophyta, Magnoliopsida, Aquifoliales, Aquifoliaceae. The record is from the annotation of a GenBank genome assembly.
AUGGCCUCAGCACACCAUUUUCAUGUGUUGCUAGUGCACCUCAGUACCCUUGCAUUCCUGUUGUCCGAAGCACCAACUGCUACUCAAGCAACGACAGCCAUGGUCAAGCCAGGCUGCGCGGAUCGUUGUGGGAAUUUAAGAAUCCCAUACCCAUUUGGCAUCACUAAAGACUGCUAUCUAGACGAAGCCUUCCUCGUCACUUGCAACCACUCUUUCAACCCUCCCAUUGCAUUUUUGGGAACCAGUAACCUAAAUGUCACAGAGAUAUCCCUUCAAGGUCAGUUGCAGCUCUGGCAGUUUGUAGGCUAUGAUUGUUAUGAUCGGAAGGGGAAGGAACGGUCCUAUAGCGGAGCCACGUUUGAACUUGCCAAAUUUACCAUCUCCACCGAGAAUAAGUUCACAGUAAUCGGUUGUGAUACUUUAGCGUAUAUGGAUUUCUAUCAAGGUGAGGAGCUAGAGAAGUAUUCCACAACUGGAUGCGUAUCUAUAUGCGACAACCUCAACAGUGUCGCUGAUGGUUCUUGUUCCGGAGUUGGCUGUUGCCAAACAUCCAUCCCUAAAGGGGUGUGGAGCAUUGAUAUCCAGUUAUCUAACUAUAAUAACUAUACAAAUGUAUCAGGCUCCAAUCCUUGCGGCUAUGCCUUUGUUGCCGAACAAAGUGAGUUCAAAUUCACACCGACGUACCUUAGAAAAUUGCAAAACACAAGCAUGCUUCCGAUGGUGGUCGAUUGGGCCGUUGGAAACGAAACAUACAAUACCAAGUGUUACAAACCCGAUAAUGGUUAUGCCACUUCUGGGUAUCGCUGUGAUUGCGUGGAGGGGUACGAAGGUAACCCAUACCUCACUAAUGGCUGCCAAG